UCCUGCAUUGCAAAGUAAAACUUGUGUUUUUUAGAAACGUUAUCUUGAAAAUUGGCGCAUCUCCUGUGCUUUUCUAAGGUGUAUUAGGAAACUGGGCCAGUCACUGUCAGGAUUUUCGUAUCGGCAAGUCAGGAGGAAAAGAAAUGGGAGAGAAACUUAUAUUCUCCCAAAUAUUUUCCUGCCGAGUCGCUUCUCUAGCUGCCCUCUAGAUGAUUGCUUCUUUUUUUCUGAAACAAAGUAAAAACUACAGGUAGAAAUCACUAAGGUCUGUCUGACGUCUGACCCAGCAACAUUUUUAACAUUUUUCUGAAUGAGAACUGGUAUGAAUGAAAGACUGGAAUUGAAAAGGAAACGUUUUGGUGGGGAUUCACAAUGAGUGCGUUAUUUUUCAAUGGUAUUUUAAUGCUUAUGUUAAUAAUGCUUUAUUUUUAAAUAGUAUUCUUAAAAAUAGCUACAAAAAAAAUGUUUUUUUGAAAGUCCCUGUUGUCGUUUCAGAGCCCCUCCUUUGAAAGCCUUACUAGAAAUACUUAUGUAUAGAAACAUUUAGUGACAUUUGUCUAUUUACAAAAUUUCUAAAAGAUGCAAAAGCAUGAUGAAGAAGAUACAGUUUCAUCAUUCCAAGUAACCAUUAUGAAUAUGGUUACACUGGGUAUACAUCUCCAUUAUCUUUCUAUGCAGAGAUGAGUGUAUGGAUUUUUCUAAAGUGGAUUCUCUAUUGUAACCUUUUUUCCCCCCCGACUUCAUAGCAUGCCAUUACAUGGCUGUCAUAAUUUAUUUAGUUGAUUGUUCCAUUUUACACUACUUAAAAACAUUGUUGAAGAAAUGUAAAGUCUGCACAGCCAUGAUUACUUCUUAGUGUACAUUCCUAGAUGAUAGAAUUGUUGGGUUUGUCUUUUUAAAAAUGUAAAUUGCUCGGUUUCCCUCUGGAAAGGAUGUGCGAUUUUCCCUCCCACUAACAAUCUGUGAGUAUCUUUUUCUACACCCUAGCAAAAGACAACAUUUAAAGGAUUUCUACUGGCUCACUUUGGGGCCGUUUCUGUUCUUCUCUCCAACCGAGUACAAGUAUCAUUCUCUAGCUAUCCUUUUUUUUUUUUCUUAUUUGUUUCAGCAAUUCAGUUUCUCAUCUUUUGUUCCACUUUUAACCGUUUAGUAAAGAAUGGUUAUGCAGGUGAGGCAAAGGCAUCAUAGAGUGAACAAGAGAUUUGUACUCAGGACUUCCUUAAAUUCGAGUGUCUCUGAUUACCUUGAACAAGCCACUUACCUUUUCUAAGGGACUGUUUCCUCAACUCUAAAGUAGAUAUUAUAGCGCAUUUGCCUUGCGUUUCUUACAGGGUGGUUUUAAGGGUCAAAUGAGACAUUUAUGGAAAGUAUGUUUAAACAUACUCUGUCUUGUGGCCAAUUAUUGCUAUCUUGUAAAAAUUUCAGAGCACAAGAGCGUCUUGAUUUUUUAAAGUAAAUUUCUGAAUUCAAAAAAGCCAUUCUGUGAUACCAUUUGCCCCACUCUCUUUCACUUCUUAAAUUCGAAGUUUUAGAUUUCUGUCCUAGAUUAUAUUCAGAACGCUAUCAGAGUUAUGAAAUUAGGUGAAUGAAUGAAUCUACACAAAUGUUGAAGGAGCAAAUAUUUAAAGGCACUAUAUAUAAAAUUGAGGGGGAAAAUAUAAAGCUAAAUAAAACACAAUCCUUGGGAUCAUGAUAAGUAAAACAUAGUCUUUGUGCCCUACAGGCUACAGAAAGAAUGUCCAGGCAGCUAGAAGGUGGGAAAGCUGCUUUCCAAAUUUAGACGGCAAUUUUAGAUGUGAUGCAGGAUGUCAACUAUUCUCAAGCAUGCUAAAGUCCAAUUCUGCUGACCGAGCAUCUGCACAAAUGACCAGGCACUCUUGUCAGGGUCAUCUUUCUGAAGUGUAAAAAGUAAAUAGUGGCUCACAUGUCAGAGGAUGGCACGGUCACGCUCUAGAUCCCCCAGGUGGAAACACAGGUCAUUAUCACCAGUACCUAGAAAUUCUGAACACUACAAGCAAAGGUACUCUCACGGGCAUUAUGGCUGUGAAUAUAGGAAGGAUCCAAAGAGACCCACCACUUGGCGAAUGGACAGUGAGAAACAUGGACAGAGUAAACCAAGGAUUCCUUCUCGUGGAAAUAUACAUUACCGAUCUUAUGAACAUAGAUCACCUUCCCCAAACAUAAGAAGAACCUCUUCAGAAAAUGUUUAUACUUUUAAGCCUUACCGAGAAUACUUACCAGGAAGAAGAGAUGGUAACAGAGGAUUGCACUAUAUGCCCCAAUACUCAGGUGUACCUUACAAAGAGAACCAGAGGAAUUUUUAUCCCCAGAAAGUACAAGGAAGGUAUAUUCCUGAUGACCACAGAGUUAGAGGAAGUGGAAAAGGAGGGAAGCCACCUCAGAGGUCAAUAGCAGAUUCUUUUAGGUUCGAAGGAAAGUGGUAUGAAGAUGAGUUGAGGCACCAGAGGAUACAAGAUGAAAACCAUUCUCAGUCACUUAGAAGAGGCUUUGAAGACUUUGAGAAAAGGAGCUCUUUUCAGAAGAGGUAUCCUGAGGAUCGUGAUUUCAGAAAAUAUGGACACACAUCAAAAAGACCUAAAGACGUGGAGAGGUACGAAAACAGAGAUCCUGCCAGGAACCCACAGUGGAAGUUCGAGCAUUCUCUUCCAUCUUACCAAGGGAAGAAAGAGCAACGGAACCUUGGGCCCCAAACUCAUCGAUAUGCUCAGAGGGAACCCCCAGAGACCAGUUCGGCAACCAGGGUAUCCUGUGACUAUCGCCACAAACGUCCUAAGACAUCAGGUGGGGACCAGGACUUUUCUGCUGGAAGAAUUCCGAAGUACUCUAAGGAAGAAGAGAGAAAAUACAGUUCUCAAAAAGGCCCCGUAAAUAGACAGUCCAUUUGUCUUACUGCUGGAAGAGGGAGAGAGACUGAAGGUGGGCAAGUCCAAGAACCUCUCACACCAUCUAAGAAAGACUGCACUGCCUCUACUCGCUCGCGCGAAAGUGACAUUGGCCUGAGACCCUACAAUGACAAACGGAAGGAGAAAAUAAAGAAAGAUGGGGAUGGCGGAAAAGAGAGCAACUCUUCCAGUAACCAACUCGAUAAAAGUAACAAACUUUCCAAUGUGAAACCUUCAUCUGCCAGUCUUAGGAAGAAAUCACUUACUGUUAAAGUAGAUGUGAAGAAAACAGUAAAUACAUCCAGGGUUGCUUCUAGCUAUUCCACAGAGAGACAGAUGUCACAUGAUUUGGUUGCUGUUGGCAGGAAAAGUGAGAACUUUCAUCCAGUGUUUGAACAUCUUGACUCAACUCAGAAUACUGAAAACAAACCUACAGGAGAAUUUGCUCAGGAAAUCAUAACUAUAAUCCAUCAAGUUAAAGCAAAUUAUUUUCCAUCACCUGACAUUACUCUACAUGAGCGUUUUUCAAAAAUGCGAGAUACACACGCUGCAGAUGUAAAUGAAGUUAAAUCGAAUUCAGAUCCAGAAAUUCACAGGAGAAUAGAUAUGUCUUUGGCUGAGCUUCAGAAUAAACAAACAAUGGUAUAUGAAUCAGAGCAGACUCUGGUCAAAAUAAUAGACCCAAAUGACCUACGACAUGACAUUGAAAGAAGGAGAAAAGAACGGUUACAGAAUGAAGAUGAGCACAUUUUUCACAUAGCUAGUGCUGCAGAGAGGAAUGAUGAGCAUUCCAGUUUUUCAGGGUUGAAGCAUAUUCAUGUUGAUGAAUUCCAAAAACCUAUAGGUUUUACAAAAUCAAAUUUUAGAAAAUUUAUUCAGAAACCGCACAUGAAUUAUACCAUGCAGGAAAAAGACGUCAUUACUCACAAACCCUUUGGAGCUGAGGGAAACCGUCAAAACACAACAAGCUUUAGAAGACCAUUUAAGACCAACUUUAGAGGUGGCAGAUUCCAGCCCCAUUAUAAAUCAGGCCUAGUACAGAAGAGCUUAUACAUUCAAGCUAAAUAUCAGCGUUUACGAUUUGCUGGCCCAAGGGGAUUUAUCACUAAUAAAUUCAGAGAAAAAUUACUGAGGAAGAAAAAGGGGUAUACAAAUAUUGCCACCCCAGUCUAAUCUGGAAUUGUUACAAACGGAAACGACACUACAGGAUGGUAUUCGGGAGCAUCUCUUUUUAUCAGAAGUUAGAAUUGGCACUCAAGCACUAAUACUGUAAUUUCCUUGAUAACAUAACUUUAUUUUUCUGUAGCAGAAUGCUGCAACUUUUUUACACUUAACAAUUGCUUUUAAAUUACAGUAUUCAAUGUAAAAGUUGUAUUAACUACAGUUUCUUUUGCAAAAAGUCUUACAAGGGCAUUAUUUGUUGAUGUGUUUUUCUCUGAGCAUGGUUUCAUAGAGAACUUAACUGAGUUACAUCCAGAUGUUUAUAUGUUGAAAGUUUUGCUUAUGUAAUAAAAACAAAAAAAAAGUAUCUGAAUUGUAUAGUGUCUGUACAUGAAAGAACUUUAAACAGUGGCCUUAUGGUAGCAAAUUUUAUACCAGUUUUUCUUUUUUCUGAUGAUAGGUUGGCUUAUAACUUGAAGUUUUCUUAAGUUUCUGAAGAUCAAGGCCUAUAUGAUUUAUACAUUUCAUAUUAUAAGAAGGCAAGAGAAAAGGUGCUUCAAAAUUUCCAUCAGGUAGUUAUGAGUGCACUGAAUUUUUAGUAAUUGGUUCAUUCAGUUUUUUCCACAACUAUUUGCUCUUUCCAAUUUCAAAAUGCUAUUGUGGAAAAUAUGUAAAGAUUUUGUAAUCUCUGUUCCAUCUUAUUUUCCCCUCAGGGCAAGCUUGUGCAUAUCCUGUUUUUAAAGGCUUUUUAAAAAUCUGACAGACAAAAUUUCAUAUUUGGAAAUUGUACUUUACUACUACAGCAUUAUACAUUUUGCAAACACAUAAAGUGUUUCUUUUCAGUUCAGUUGUAUUGAGUACGUACUAUCAUAAGGUAAAAUUGAUGGGAUUUUAAAUAAUAUUUUAAGUCCUGGUACCUUAUUUCUUUAUGUUUUCUGUGUUCUGCUUAAUAGUACAUACACAUUCCCCGUUAAAUUUCUGUGAACUGCUUAUUUGUAAUAAAAUAAAAAACUGUUGCUCCUCCUGCUCGAAGAAGUUA
Leopardus geoffroyi (Geoffroy's cat) is the source of this 5103-nucleotide messenger RNA. RefSeq names its product BCLAF1 and THRAP3 family member 3 (gene BCLAF3). Gene Ontology annotation, cellular component: mediator complex. The transcript has 12 exons. Gene Ontology annotation, biological process: positive regulation of transcription by RNA polymerase II. The record is from RefSeq and is a predicted model, not a curated record. The coding region runs from base 1935 to 4076 and encodes 713 amino acids. Lineage: Eukaryota; Metazoa; Chordata; Mammalia; Carnivora; Felidae. Gene Ontology annotation, molecular function: DNA binding; transcription coregulator activity.